CUAUUGGCUGUGGUUUUCAAUUGGUGGAGGAGGGAAUUUUCUGUAGCGGAAGACUGAGUCUGCGUGGAGACGGGGCUCCGUCUAUGUUGUCUGUGACGUUAUCAGACGGCGACACGCCGCGACAAAGUAAAAUAGACAAUCCAAGAACUCGUGAUUUUCUGAGAGAAGAAAAUGAAGGCAAGACGCGCGUUGCAUUUUGUCUUCAAAGUCGGCGACCGAGCUCAGACCAUCCGUUUUUACCGAGAGCUACUGGGCAUGCGCGUCCUGAGGCAUGAAGAAUUUGAAGGAGGUUGCAAGGCCACCUGCAACGGUCCUUAUGAUGGCAAAUGGAGUAAAACUAUGGUCGGCUACGGACCGGAGGACGGCCACUUCGUCGCCGAGCUAACAUACAACUACGGUGUGGGGAAUUACCACCUUGGCAACGAUUUUCUGGGGAUGACCGUUACCUCGAGCCAGGCUGUGAAAAAUGCCAGAAAAUUGCAGUGGCCCCUGAUGGAGACCUCAGCUGGCAUUUAUGAAUCAGAAGCUCCGGGGGGAUAUAAGUUCUUCCUGGAAGACAAAGAACGACCCCAAGAAGAUCCAGUGCUGAAGGUGACGCUGGCUGUAUCCAACCUGUCGAAAUCGGUGGAUUACUGGUCCAGAUUGCUGGGCAUGAAAGUGUACGAGAAGGACGACGGCAAGAAGAAAGCUGUGCUCGGUUACGCCGACAACCAGUGUAAACUCGAGCUGCAAAGCAUCGGCCAGGAUGUAGAUCACGGCACAGCCUUCGGACGCAUCGCCUUCUCUUGCCCGAAGGAAGAGUUGCCUGUUAUUGAAGCCUUAAUGAAAAAGGAGUACCAGAAGAUUUUGACGCCUCUGGUGAGCCUGGACACGCCCGGGAAAGCAACGGUGCAAGUCGUCAUUUUGGCCGAUCCUGUAAGUGCCCUUAAAAUAAAUAUGUUACUGGAUCAUGAGCCAAGCUUUGUUUAUUUCCAGUCCCUGCCUUUCAGAGAUAGACUACUACCCUAUUUCCCCCCAAAAUUACGACCUACCCUGAAAGUAAGUCCUAGCUUGGUUUUUU
This is a messenger RNA of Notechis scutatus (mainland tiger snake), 1060 nucleotides long. Lineage: Eukaryota; Metazoa; Chordata; Lepidosauria; Squamata; Elapidae. The record is from RefSeq and is a predicted model, not a curated record.